Molecule: messenger RNA, 246 nt
Organism: Perkinsus marinus ATCC 50983
Lineage: Eukaryota; Perkinsozoa; Perkinsida; Perkinsidae
Exons: 2
Coding region: 1-246 (81 amino acids)
Molecular function (GO): N-acetyltransferase activity
Source: RefSeq, a predicted model, not a curated record
AUGAUAUCUUCACAGCAGCUUAGNNNNUUGGAGGAAAGCCGAUCGAAAGGGAUAGGCCUCGCUAUGCUGCAAUACGUGGCCAAGUUUGCCGCGGUUAAAGGAUGUGCGAGGGUUGAAUGGGAAGCCCUUGAUUGGAAUGUGAAAGCUCACGAGUUCUAUGAGAGAAUCGGCGCGGUAAAGAUGCCCGAAUGGAUCAAAUUUAGACUGAAUCGCGAUGGCAUAUCUAAAGUAGCCACCUCGUUUUGA